AUGUCACCUGAUUCCAUGAAAGAUAAUAAUAUGAACAUGGAUGAUAUGGCUAUGCACAUGACCUUUUUCUGGGGCAAAGAUGUGGUGGUUCUGUUUGACGGGUGGCCAAACGGCCGCCUUGGCAUGUACAUACUGGCUCUGGUCUCUGUGUUCUUGCUGGCGGUGGCUGUUGAAAUCUUGGCGGCGCCACCUAUAAAACCGAGGAUGAAGCCUUUGAGUGGUGGCUUGAUUCAGGCUGCUGUAUAUGCUAUUCGCAUGGCUCUUGCUUACUUGGUCAUGCUGUCUGUCAUGUCCUUCAAUGUCGGAAUCUUCAUUGCCGCGGUGACCGGCCAUGCUGUGGGGUUUUUUUUCGUCAAGUACAGGGCGAUAGCAGCCGGUCACAAGAUGUCUGUGACAGAAGAUCGUGGACCUUCAUAUAGUGCAGAUUUUUCUCCAGAUUUUGCUGCUACAUUAACCACUUGA
Messenger RNA from Fraxinus pennsylvanica, 462 nucleotides. The record is from the annotation of a GenBank genome assembly. NCBI's taxonomy places the organism in Eukaryota, Viridiplantae, Streptophyta, Magnoliopsida, Lamiales, Oleaceae.